CUUUCACUCCGGUCUUGCACAAGAUAAACAGCAGUCCUCUACAAAUAACACUUUGUUGAACAUGUCUCGGCAAUACUAUAAAAUUCGGUCUACAAAUCACAUCAAGGGCGGCGAGGUAACUCCCCUGCUCACACCACCUUCAUCCUUAGCUGGCGGCAACCUAGCUGGCGGCAACUUAGCUGGCGGGGAGAAGCCAACACCACACAAAUCCCGGGUUAUCAUCGCCAUAUGCAUUUUCCUUAUCGUCAUCAUUGAGCUGGGCGCUCACCUCAUUGCUAUACCGCUGAAUCAGGUGCUUGAGGCAAUUAUCUGCCACAACCUUGAGCCGCAGAUGUCACCUAGUGCUGCCGAUGACUUACGGUGCAAAGAAGAGUUUGUUCAGUCCGAGCUCUCCAUCAUUAGAGGCUGGCAGAGAACGCUGGAAUUUAUCCCUGGUCUGUUGACUGCUGUUCCGUACGGAUACUUCGCCGACAGGCGGGGACGCGGGAUAGUUCUCACGUUAUCUCUCCUGGGAAUUACUUUGUCUCAAGCUUUCCAGAUUCUGAUCUGCACUUUACCAACCGUGUGUUCUAUCCGUAUGACGUGGCUCUCUGCCCUCUUUACGUUUAUCGGCGGUGGACCCGCCGUCUUUACUGCUCUAGUAUACGCUAUUGCAGGUGAAUGUGUGAACUCAGAACAUAGAUCGACCGUAUUCUCAUACCUCUCUGCCGCUGCGGUUGGAGGUGAAUUGAUAGCUAGCCCUCUAGUGUAUUUAUCAAUGAGGAUCAACGUUUGGCUCUCCAUCUACAUUGGCCUAGGCUGCCUAGUCCUCGCCACAGUUGUAGCCUUUACAUUCACCAAGACAAGCGAGCUGAGGGCAGAGACGAUUAUCAAGUCGCAUCCAUGUCAUUACACAACCCGGUCAAAACGAACAAACCUACGCCAGGCUGUAUCGUGGGUGUUAUGGAAGGAUCGGAGUAUACUACUGCUCAUGUUUACCUUCUUAUUGACAACCCUCGGUCACUUUCAACAUGAGAUUCUGUUACAGUAUGUAACAAAACGAUACAAUUGGUCGUGGUCCGAGGCUAGUCUACUACUUUCUAUUCGAGCUUUUCUUAAUCUAGUACUCCUAAUCAUUCUUAUUCCGUCAGCGACCUACUUUUUAGUAUACAAAUGGCCAAUGUCUGUCCAGUAUACGAAGCUGUUUCUGGCACGAGCAAGUGCUGUCUUACUUACUGUUGGUGGUUUCGUUAUUGGGCUUGCAUAUACACCCAUCUUUCUGAUGAUGGGCCUAGGUAUCUUUACAUUAGGUUCUGGCUACCGCCUUCUCAUCCGCAGCUUUCUAGCAUCUAUUUUUGAGGAGGAUGUUGCUAUGCUGUACACAUUGAUGAGCAUGUUCGAUACGAUAGGAACUUUGAUCGCUGGGCCUUUUCUUUCGGCCUUGUUCCGUACGGGUAUGGACUGGGGUAAUGCUUGGCUUGGCAUGCCAUAUAUUGUAAUUGGGUGCUUGCUGUCAGUGGUGACCGCUACUGUGUUUUCCGCGCGUUGGUCAAACCUGCAGCAAAUAAGAAAUAGCAGUGAAAUCGACCAGCAGUCAGACUGCUAGAUCAUUGUAUAUGAUGACUUUAUAUAACGUAUAUACAUAGUAACUCACGUAUUCUAGUAAGUUAGCCCCUUCUACCUAC
Colletotrichum navitas is the source of this 1664-nucleotide messenger RNA. RefSeq names its product major facilitator superfamily domain-containing protein. The record is from RefSeq and is a predicted model, not a curated record. Gene Ontology annotation, cellular component: membrane. Gene Ontology annotation, biological process: transmembrane transport. Lineage: Eukaryota; Fungi; Ascomycota; Sordariomycetes; Glomerellales; Glomerellaceae. The transcript has 4 exons. The coding region runs from base 62 to 1585 and encodes 507 amino acids. Gene Ontology annotation, molecular function: transmembrane transporter activity.